GUUCCUUUACAUAUAUCUCAAGGAUAUGGAUAUUUCUGUUGCAUUUGUUCAAGCAACUCCAGCUUCCAAGUUUCCUCAAUGCAAAUCGGACUAUUAUGAGUUUAAAUACCUGCUUACUCCUCAUGAGAGAAAUCUCAGAAUGAAAGUCAGAGAUUGCAUGGAGAAAGGAGUAGCGCCAAUAAUGGCAAAGUACUGGAAAAAGGCCGAGUUUCUCUUAGAAAUAAUUCCAAAACUUGGUGCUUUACGCAUGGCUGGUGGCACCAUCAAGGGUUAUGGCUGUCCUGGACUCUCUUUAAUAGCGAGUGUUGUUGCUGUAGUAGAAGUUGCUAGAGUUGAUGUCAGUUGCUCAACUAUUAUUUUGUUUCAUUCUUCUUUAGCUAUGCUAACGAUAGCACUUUACGGGUCAGAGAUACAAAAGCAGAAGUAUUUACCAACAUUGGCCACGCUGAAUACUAUAUCAUGUUGGGCACUUACAGAACCGGACUAUGGGAGUGGUGCAAGUUCUUUGAAAACAGUUGCAACAGAGGUUGAAGGAGGUUGGGUCAUAGAAGGUCAAAAGCGUUGGAUAGGAAACAGUACAUUUGCAGAUGUACUCAUAAUUUUUGCUAGAAAUGCUGCUACAAACCAAAUAAAUGGAUUUAUAAUAAAGAAAGACGCACCUGGAUUGCAAGCCAAUAAAAUAGAGAGUAAGAUUGGCCUGAGGAUGGUUCAAAAUGGAGAUAUCCUCCUAAAUAAAGUUUUUGUGCCAUAUGAGGACAGAUUACCUGAAGUUAAUUCUUUUCAGGAUACAAAUAAGGUUCUUGCUGUUUC
Molecule: messenger RNA, 810 nt
Organism: Cuscuta europaea
Lineage: Eukaryota; Viridiplantae; Streptophyta; Magnoliopsida; Solanales; Convolvulaceae
Source: the annotation of a GenBank genome assembly